AUGCCGCCGAACAGCAGCCCUUGGUCGCCUGCAGCGUGUAUACCUUCCAUCCCAAUUCCCGAGCUCCGGCUCCCUACGACCGUCGCAUGCAACGAUGCGACGUCGCCGUGCGACUCCAUCAAGAUCGAGGGGAGGAAGAGCGAGCGGGUUACCAGCGGCGCGCGAAUUGAGCGUUCGCCAAGCCAGGCAUACCGGGACAUGCUGGCAGAUAAAUGGUUCGCGUCCACCUGGUUCUUCGUACUUAUAACGAUUCUAUCUACAGCGAGUUUUUCAAGUUUCCUGAUCUUUGUGGGCCUCUUCCCCAUUUGGAUCCUUGUGGAGGCGGUGUUCAGAUACUUUCGGUACCAACAGUACCGCCACUACAGCGACAACUUUAUCGAUCCGCCGCUUCCUUCUAUCGAGAGCAUCGAGCGCCUUCUCGAUCAUGUCCUCGCUAUAGCCAAGUACGUGGAUUACGAGGAGUUCGUCGGAGGCUGGUUUCUCGGCACGCGAGUUAAAGAACUAACUCGCGAGCAUGUGCGACAAUUCAUCUCAUUCGGGUUCUACCACAGGUUCUAUAACGAGCUCUCUCCGGAAUACCAGGAAGCCGUCCGAGACCACGUGGUUCGGACGGAGCGCGCCAUUGGCCUCAUCUUCCCCGAGGUCCUCCCCGCGCCCCCCUCCCCUUCCGCCGCCGCCGCCAUCGCUUCCCCGCCCCUCUCCGCGCGCCCCUCCUUCUCCGCCUAUCAACCCGUUCCUAUUGACUCACCUGCAGUAGGUCCGGCAGUAGGUCCGGCAGUAGGUCUGGCAGCAGGUCCGGCGGCCAAGGCUUCAAAAACCGUCGGAUCUUUCCAGGAAGAUGAUGAUGCUGGUUCGGAGAGCGGAGAGGCUGUAUACCCAUGCACACUGGAAGAGGAGAAAGCAGGAACAGCAGUGGAGGAAAACCGUGCUAGUGCUGGCGCAGGUGCUGAUGGUUCCGCUGCGGUCGGUGCUGAUGCUGGCGCUGAUGACGCUGAUGCUGAUGCGGUGGAUGCGGCGGCGGCUGUGGUGGGCUGUGGUGGUAUGGCCGGGUGGGGUAGGAGGAGAAAGCCCGAGGUGCGGUUCAUGUCGCACUGCCGGGAACCCAUCCGCGCCAUUCUGCACCCCUUGAUCCUCUACGUCUGGGGCCAUAUAAUUGGGUGUCUGACGUGCCUUGCGAUGCGCUAUCUGGGCUUCACGAAGCACUUCACGUCUGACGGGUUCAAGUACUGGGUCAGGGAGCCCCGCUGCCGCUCCUUCUCCUCUACAGCCUUCACCAUGAUUAACAAACUCUCCGCUGCUUCCGCUGACGCUCGCACCAAAGCUGAUCGGAUCAGCUCUGAUGGGAUUGGCACCAGGAGCAGCAAUAACAGCAGGGAGAGCACGGAUAGCGACAGCAGCAGCAGGGGCAUGAGCUUUGGGUGCAGUGGCGGUAGUUUCCGCGGCAGCAGCAGCAGAGUCAGCAGCAGCAGCAGUGGUGACGAUGGUGGCAGCAGCAGGGGGAGCAGGGAGGGCGGUGGAGUGCCGUUUCCUUCAUAUUCGAGUGUAGCUGGUGCAACUGUGGAUUAUAGCGAGGAUGAGGAGGAGGGGGUGGUGUUUGUGCAUGGGCUUGGGAUUGGCCUCACGCCUUACCUCGGGUUUAUCGGCAUGAUGAAGAGAACCUACCCUAAUAAGAAAUUCAUUGUGGCAGAAAUGCCGCAUCUCGCCUUCCGCCUCUCCUCCGCCUCACCAACCAUUGACGACAUCGUGGCAGGGCUGGCAGAGGCUCUUCAGACACAGGGACUCAAGAGAGCGACGUUUGUUGGCCACUCCUACGGCACAUUUGUGCUCGCACAGUAUGUGCGCAAGCAUUUCAGCACAGUUGCAGCGCUGGGACUCAUGGACCCUGUCUGCUUCCUCCUCUGCAUCCCCAAGACGCUGCUCAAUAUGAUUUAUAAGACCCCCGAGAACAUAAUGGACGGCCUGAGAUGGUUCUUCUGCGCCAGAGAGCUGCAGGUGGCUCGAUCGCUCUCCCGCAACUUCGACUGGCAUGCGUGCAUGCUGUGGCCUGAGGAGAUGCCACGUCAGCAGUCAGUGGUGCUGAUGGGCGGCCAGGAUCAAAUCGUGCCGUCCAACCACAUCAGGACGAUGCUCACAGAGAAGGGUGUAGAGUUUAUCUACAACGAGACGUACCAACACGCUCAAGUGCUGUUCAGCGACACCAAGCAACGGGAGUUCUUGACACGACUCAUAGCUGCCCGAGCCACAGCUGACCAAUAA
Molecule: messenger RNA, 2256 nt
Organism: Closterium sp. Yama58-4
Lineage: Eukaryota; Viridiplantae; Streptophyta; Zygnematophyceae; Desmidiales; Closteriaceae
Source: the annotation of a GenBank genome assembly